ACUAUCAUAUGAAAAUGACUUCCUAAAAACCAAGAAACAACCUUUGAAUCCAUAGUCCAAAUCCCACAAAAAUCCUCAUUUCUAUUAUGUCUCUCUUUCUAAAACAAAUCCUCCUUUUCUCUCUUGUCCCAAUUUCCCUCAUUUGUCUCUUCCUUCCACUUCACCACUUUCACCACCACACCCAAACCCCGUUUCCUACUUUCUCAAACCCCUUUUCACCACCACCAAAAAUAGCUUACUUCAUUACUGGAACUAAAAAUGAUGGCCCAAGAAUCUUUAGAUUACUUCAAGCAGUAUACCAUCCAAGAAACUACUAUUUACUUCAUCUUGACCAAUUUGCUUCUAACAAACAAAGAUUAGAACUUGCUCUGAAAGUGGGUUCUGUUGAUGUGUUUGUUGCAGCUGAGAAUGUGAAUGUUAUUGAAAAAGCUGAUGCUGUGAAUCAAGAGGGGUCGAGUCCUUUGGGUUUAGUGCUUCAUGGUGCUGCUGCUUUGUUGAGGUGGAAGAAUGAUUGGGAUUGGUUUGUUAAUCUUGAUGCUUCUGAUUAUCCCCUUAUUCCUCAAGAUGAUUUUCUCCACAUCCUGUCUUUUGUUCCGAGGAAUUUGAAUUUCAUAGAAUAUAGUAAGAAUACCAGCCCGGAGGAACAUCAAAGGGCUGUGGAAGUUAUCGUUGACUCUCGCCUCUACAUUCUAUUAAAAGGAAAGAUGUUUGUGGGUGACAAAAAACGGGAACUUCCUAGCGCUUUUAGAUAUUUUAUGGGUUCUCAACAUGUAAUCCUGAACAGGAAGUUUGUUGAGUACACGAUCCAAGGAUGGGAAAAUUUGCCAAGAUUGCUCCUGCUAUACUUCUCGAACACUAGAUCUUCUCAUAAAGGAUAUUUUCAGACUCUUGCUUGCAAUACUAAGGAGUUUUCAGACACUGUCAUCAACUCCAACUUGCGAUUCAUUAACUCGGACAACACUAAUCCUUCAAACUUCAGAGCUUCAAAUUCCGAUAGAAUACUAAGAAGGGACGUUGCAUUCGUUGGAAACAUAUCAGCAGAUUCUCCCUUAUUGGACAUGAUUGAUGCACACAUUCUUAAUCGUGGUCGGGGUAUGGUCUCACCUGGAGGUUGGUGUUUAGGUAGCUCAAAUUGGUUCAGUGAUCCUUGCGGUGAAUGGGGUGAUCCUAGUGUUCUAAGACCAGGACCAGCUGCGAAAGGACUUGAAAAGCUCAUCCUGAAAUCGAUCAAAGACAUGUCGAUCGGGUCGAGCAGAUGUCAUCAUCAAUGACACUUGUUGCUCCUGCUUAACUCGCUCUUCUUUUUCUUUUCCUCUACCUGUAUUAGAGGAUUCUGUAAUUUUGUCUAGUUGUAACAUAUAGAACAUUGCCAGAGAAUGGCAAUGUUGGAAAUCACAAAUCAGUGCUUGUAUGUUGGUAUGAUUCAAAAACUAGGCGAUUUUUCGUGUGCUAAUGUAAUGUCCACGCCAUCUUCAUGAAUUGGGACGAUUGACUUCGAAUCGCCUAAAAUUUUGUUGGCCGAUCAGAAACGAUCCAAUGAACUAUAGUCCAAUCUACUUAAAUUUUGGUCGGCAGUA
Messenger RNA from Nicotiana attenuata, 1577 nucleotides. RefSeq names its product beta-glucuronosyltransferase GlcAT14B-like. Gene Ontology annotation, cellular component: membrane. The transcript is spliced from 4 exons. Lineage: Eukaryota; Viridiplantae; Streptophyta; Magnoliopsida; Solanales; Solanaceae. The coding region runs from base 87 to 1271 and encodes 394 amino acids. Gene Ontology annotation, molecular function: glucuronosyltransferase activity. The record is from RefSeq and is a predicted model, not a curated record.